GCGACGCAAAAGAAAUCUACGAUCUCUGCAAACCCUCGAUGAAGUUCUUCGCCGAUUAACGACUAUGCUUAUGCCGAUGUCUUCCCUCCUCAUGACGUGAUUUUAGUUUUCUUCAUCGAAUCAUCAGGGAAUUUGGCUUGUUUUUUACGGAACGAAAUAUUUCUUUAAGGUUCGAGCCGGGAUCCAGAUCGUCGUUGUUCACAAUUUCGUCAAGAUCUUCAACCCUCCCGAUCCGAAGAUCUCAGAUCUACCUCUGAUCCUUCUUUUGGAUAUGCAAUCUCUGGUGAUCUGCAUCUGUAAUCGCUAGAGAUGCUGUUUAUGAAGAUGGAUACUCCUAUAUGAUUAUGGUGGAGAAGGUUUCUUCUUCAUUGGAUGAGUUGUACCUUUCGAGACUUUCCAAUUUUAGCAUUGCUUGACUGCUUGCAACAUGAUGUUAUUAGGAUUUCAAGGUGAUGAUCUCUAGCUUCUUCAAAGACACAGGACUUGCAAAUUCCUUACAGUUGCUCUCUUCUGUCAUCAUGCAAAAUAAUUUACAGGUGUUGGCGCGGUGGCGCCCUUUCGUCUUCGCCUUCUCCCUCUCUCGCCCUUUUUCCGUCCCUCAUGUUGCUCACAUCCCAUUUUCUUACGGAUGGUCCUGAUCUACCACGUUAAAUAAGGUCAUUUUUUAACA
Molecule: messenger RNA, 670 nt
Organism: Rubroshorea leprosula
Lineage: Eukaryota; Viridiplantae; Streptophyta; Magnoliopsida; Malvales; Dipterocarpaceae
Source: the annotation of a GenBank genome assembly